Molecule: messenger RNA, 1056 nt
Organism: Ambispora leptoticha
Lineage: Eukaryota; Fungi; Glomeromycota; Glomeromycetes; Archaeosporales; Ambisporaceae
Source: the annotation of a GenBank genome assembly
AUGGCAAACACCAGGGAAGAAGUGAAAGUAAUACAAAUUCGGGAACGAAAACUUAAUCUUAUCAAACUACGAAAAAAAUUCGAUAAGUGGCAUUUUCACAAGACCGCAGUUUUUAAACAAACGGUUUUAUCCUUUCUUUUCUUUAUACUAGCACUCGCAUUGGGUGUUUAUCUAUACCUUUGGGGGGAAAGUGACCCGUCGUUAAGCUUUGCAAAAAAUGUCGUUUCAGUGAUCCUUUUUGCUGGUGGAAGUCUUGGGACUCUCGCUAAAAGUUUGUUCUCUGUCGAAGAACUUUUCCUUUAUUUUAAGGAAAUCGACGACGAAUUAGCGGAGAAAUUUGAUGAUGAAACCAUUGAAAGCUCUUUAAAGAGUGAACCGCCUACAAAAGAUCCAAAAGAUUCAAAGAUUUCAAAAGUUUUGGACUUCUUAAAAGAACUUAUUAGAAAUAUACGUCGAAUGUCAAUAAUUCGGACUAUAUUCGCUUCCAUAAUGUCAUGUGCUUUUUUAGUCAUGACCAUUAUUUCUAUCUUUUUCCUAACUUAUAGUCCGAAUGAAUAUCUAUUUAGUUGCAUGGUUAUCAUUCUCAUUAGUUUUUCUUCUUACUGUCUAUACAUGUCCCUUCUUGUUAUGAUUAUAAUUAAAUGGUUCCUUCCUUGGGCGGAGAAAAGAGAGUUUGAUAAUGUGGUGGAGGAAAGUGUGAUAGCGAGAAGUGAGAAUAAUUAUUUUCGAAAAACAAUCCCUUUAAAGAACUUUUUCUCCAAAAAAGAGAUUACACGGAAUCUUUUACUGGUACUUUUCCUUCCACUUCUUGCUAUAAUUGGUCUGGUGACCCUCAAAUUUGAAUUAAAAAGAAUUGACCUGAGUAAGCAGGAGCUGUCAUGUAUCGAACGUCUUCUUUUUGGGGUACCGAUGGUGCAUGACGAUAAUUUGGACGGUCAAUAUAACAACAAAAAACAAUCAAAUACAGUCAAUGAUAAUACCAACAAACAAUCAAAUACAGCUAAUGAUACCAGGAUAGACGUGACAACUACAACAGAAACAACAGCUGAAAGCUGA